Messenger RNA from Chiloscyllium plagiosum (whitespotted bambooshark), 3948 nucleotides. RefSeq names its product isoleucyl-tRNA synthetase 2, mitochondrial (gene iars2). Gene Ontology annotation, cellular component: mitochondrion. The record is from RefSeq and is a predicted model, not a curated record. Gene Ontology annotation, molecular function: isoleucine-tRNA ligase activity; ATP binding; tRNA binding. NCBI's taxonomy places the organism in Eukaryota, Metazoa, Chordata, Chondrichthyes, Orectolobiformes, Hemiscylliidae. Gene Ontology annotation, biological process: isoleucyl-tRNA aminoacylation; mitochondrial translation.
AGGAGGCAGGCUGCGGCUUUUGGCACGCGCGUUCUGAGCCUCGGUGGCCGCCGUUGCUACUGGCGUGGUCGCCGCUGGGUCCUGGUGCCCACCGGCCGCAGUGUCCGCCAUGAUUGUGAUGCUGAGAGCCCGCCGCGGCUCCUCACUAACCGGGAAACUGCGGGAUGCCGCCGCCCGGUACCGGCAGUCGGUCACCAGCUGGAAUUCGAGCGCGAGCAGCAACAAAUACCGGGAGACGGUGCUGCUGCCCCGCACCGACUUCCCCAUGAGACCGAGCGGCCAGGAGCUGCUGGAAAAGGAGCUGCAGAUCCAGAGGGAAUGUGGGUUUUCAGAAUUAUAUUCAUGGCAAAGAAACCGGAAAGGAAAAGAAUUUUGUCUUCAUGAUGGCCCACCUUAUGCUAAUGGUGACCCUCAUGUUGGUCAUGCCUUAAAUAAAAUAUUGAAGGAUAUCAUUAAUAGGUUUCAGCUGAUGAGAGGCUCCAGAGUUCACUUUGUACCAGGCUGGGAUUGUCAUGGGUUGCCUAUUGAACUUAGAGCAUUGGCAGAAUGUGGUGAAGAAGCUAAAACACUUUUUCCUAUCGAGAUCAGACAAAAAGCCAAAGAAUUUGCAGAAAGAACAAUUGAGCGCCAACGAGCAGCGUUUAUUCGAUGGGGCGUGAUGGCUGAUUGGGAUAAAUGUUAUUAUACAUUUGACAAACAGUAUGAAGCUAAACAGUUAGAAGUUUUCCACAAAAUGUUUGAUGAGGGGUAUAUUUAUCAAGACUACAAACCCGUAUUUUGGUCUCCUUCCACAAGAACAGCCUUGGCUGAAGCUGAACUUGAAUACAAUCAGCAGCAUGUUAGUCGAUCGGCAUAUGUCAAGUUUCCUCUCAUAAAAGUCCCCUCCAAAUUAGCUUCAGCAUCAGGGGAUGCAUCCUCUGUUCAUGCAUUAAUCUGGACAACCCAGCCUUGGACAAUUCCAGCUAACCAGGCAGUUUGUUAUAUGCCAAAUGCUGAGUAUUCUCUAGUGAAGUGCUUAAAUACAGAGGAACUCUACCUUCUAGGUACAGAAUGUGUAGAAUCUACAGCAACAAUCCUGGACGCUCAGUUUGAAAUUCUUCAGACAGUCACAGGUUCUGAUUUAAAAGGUGGAGUCUGUAGACAUCCCGUAAUUCCUGGAAGGGAAUCCCAGCUUUUGCCUGCGAACCAUGUCACAAUGGUUAAAGGGACAGGAUUGGUCCAUACUGCCCCAGCUCAUGGAAUGGAAGAUUACAGUGUUGCUUCCCACCACAAACUCUCUGUUGACUGUUUAGUGGAUGAAAAUGGCUUUUUCACUGAAGCGGCUGGAUUAGAGCUUCAAAACAAGUAUGUCCUUAAUGAAGGAAAUGAAACAGUCAUUCAAAUGUUGCAUGGAGCAAACAUGUUAUUGAAAGAGGACAACGUAAGACACAGUUACCCGUAUGACUGGAGAACAAAGAAGCCAGUAAUUAUACGCGCCAGCAAACAGUGGUUUAUCGAUACUGCAAGUAUCAAGGACAGAGCUCAGGAGUUAUUAAAGAAAGUAAAACUGAUUCCACAUUCAGCAAUGAACAGUAUGCUUGCCAUGUUGGACAGGCGGACAUAUUGGUGCAUUUCAAGACAGCGGUGCUGGGGGGUACCCAUUCCUGUUUUCUAUCACAAAGAAACUGCAGAGCCGCUUAUAAACAAAUACACAGGGAAUCAUCUUAUCAAACUGUUGAAAGAACACGGUAGUGACUGUUGGUGGACUCUACCUUUGGACCAGCUCCUGACUAAGGAAAUUUUAAAAAAGAGCGGAGGUUCUGAUGUGUCUGAUUAUGUCAAAGGAGAGGAUAUCUUAGAUAUUUGGUUUGAUAGUGGCACCUCGUGGGCACAUGUAUUAGAAGGUAAUGUUGCAGAUGUGUACCUGGAGGGGAAGGAUCAACUGGGUGGAUGGUUUCAAUCCUCACUGCUCACCAGUGUAGCAGCUGAGAAACAGAUUCCAUAUAGAAAACUGGUGGUCCAUGGAUUUACUCUCAAUGAAAGUGGUGAAAAAAUGUCCAAAUCCAUUGGAAAUGUGGUAGAUCCAGAUGUUAUUGUUAAUGGAGGACUGGAUCCAAACCAUGACCCACCCUAUGGGGCAGAUGUUCUUCGCUGGUGGGCAGCAGAGUCAAAUGUUUUCACAGAGAUUUUAAUUGGCAAAAAUAUACUGCAAGCAGCAAGAGAUGACAUUUUUAAGUUACGGAAUACAUUACGCUUUAUGUUGGGGAACCUUUAUAAUUUUAACCCUGAAACUGAUGGAGUUCCAAGUGAAAAAAUGCUAAUGGUGGAUCAAUAUAUGCUUCAUCUCCUUCAAGAUUACAGCACCAAGGUUACAGAGGCCUAUAAAGAGUGUGAUUUUGGAAAAGUUAUUCGCCUUCUGUUGGCAUUUAUUAACCGAGAACUCUCUAACUUUUACUUCAGCAUCAUCAAAGAUCGAUUAUAUUGUGAAGAUGAGAAAAGCACCAAGCGUCUAUCAUGUCAGACAGUUUUAGAUGAAGUAUUAGAUGUAAUCACACGUUCUGUAGCCCCAAUCCUGCCUCACCUUGCAGAGGAAGUAUUCCAACACCAAUCAAACCAAAAAGAGCCUCAGAGUGUGUUUCGAACUGGCUGGAUAAAGGCCAGUUCUGUUUGGAGAAAGCCUGGCAUUGUGGAGGCUAUUGAAGGUGCUUGCGCAAUAAGAGACAGCUUCUUGAGCUCUAUACCUGGCAAAAAUGCACUGGAAUACGAUAUAACCAUUAUCAUCGAGCCCAGUUUGUUGCUGGAAUUGAUGGAGCAAUUACAGGGUGAGGAAAUAUCCAGUACUUCACAACUGAAUGAGCUGAUGAUGGCAUCACACACUACAUUGCUUACUGCUAUUCCUCGGAACAUGCCUGCAGAGUCAGAUUUGAUUGAAGGGAAGUUUGAAAUCAAUUUAGAAGGUGGCGAUAUCAUUGAGGAAACAUCAUACAAAGUAAUUGUUAAUUCGGCUACCAAAGAAAGAUGUCCUCGCUGUAAGAAAUAUACAUCGACAUCAGCGCUGACACCCUGCCCACGUUGCCUGGAUGUUAUUGCUGGGAAGUGGAGUGUUUAAUUUGUCAAGUUAUUCCUGAAUAUAAUAGAGAUGUAUGAAUGAAUAUGCAACAUAAAAGUAGAUUCCACCAUGGGGAACUAGCUAUUUCAUCAUCACAUUCCCACCUUUGAGAUCUUGUGUUAAAUUUUGGCAGGGCUUUGUCAAAAUUACCAACCCCAGUUGGAGAUCAGGGGGUAAGAUGAUUCUGCACAGAUGGAUAUGACAUAUCAGGUGUUUCUGGAAUUAAAUUUUGACUAUAGUUUUACAAUUACCAUUGUACAGAGGGAAUAAUAAUAAUUAAUUCCCUGACUCUAGUAUUAGAAAGAGUAUGUUUUGAUAUUUGCUUUUUUAAAUAGUUUAUACAAUUUGGGAGAAUUUGCUAUAAUGCAAACAAUUAUGUCAAAUCUAAAUUGUUUAAGAAACAAUGUUCACUAAGAUUCCAGGUAAUACAAAUCUAUUGGGGAUCUAAUGAAUGGUUAUGUUGCUUGUUGUAAUGCAGGUUUAAAAGGAAUUGUGGACUAUGUGUAAUAAAGGUUCACUGGAUUUAAUAUAUAGAAAGGCUUUUAUGUUUCAAAGAACGUACAAAGUGAACUUUAAACGGCAAUAGCAGAGUAGGAAAAUUAAAUAUUGUUUGCUAAAUAUUUAAUGUGUUAAGAGUCUGAUGGAUUGGAUUAACCCCUGCCAGCUUUUGGCUACUUCAGUUCUAUAUGCAAGCAGUGUGCUUCUUGGACCCAUUGUAUGUAAAUAGUCAGAAUGCAUUCCAAAUAAAUUAUACAGAUGUUAGUUUCCAAACAGACUCUUAUAAAAUAACAAGUCAGACAAAAAAAAACUUGUGUGCCUUCCAUGACCCUGGUAAUGGCAUAAGACAAUAAUAAGUUUUU